Molecule: messenger RNA, 1729 nt
Organism: Galeopterus variegatus (Sunda flying lemur)
Lineage: Eukaryota; Metazoa; Chordata; Mammalia; Dermoptera; Cynocephalidae
Gene: DMRT3
Product: doublesex and mab-3 related transcription factor 3
Molecular function (GO): protein binding
Source: RefSeq, a predicted model, not a curated record
AUGCACACCGGGAAAGGAUUAACCCAGCUGUUCUGCCUUUCAGAUUUGAAUGAAGAACGACUUGGGGACGGCAACUCGGCAGACAAUACAGAGGCCUUCAGCGACAAAGACACUGACCAGAGGAGUUCCCCAGAUGUGGCAAAGAGUAAGAGCUGCUUCACCCCUGAGAGCCCUGAGAUAGUGUCUGUGGAUGAAGGGGGGUACACUGUCCAGAAAAACGGAGGCAACCCCGAGAGCCGCCCCGACAGCCCCAAGUACCACGCGGAGCAGAAUCACCUCCUGAUUGAGGGCCCGUCCGGGACUGUUUCUCUGCCCUUCAGCUUGAAAGCCAACAGACCUCCACUCGAAGUGCUAAAAAAAAUAUUCCCCAACCAGAAGCCGACAGUGCUUGAGCUCAUCCUGAAGGGCUGUGGGGGAGACCUGGUGAGCGCCGUGGAAGUCCUUCUGUCCAGCCGGUCGUCUGUCCCGGGAGCAGAGAGAACUGCAGCAGAACCCGAGGGUCUCGUGCUGCCCUCCAACGGGCACAUCUUUGAACACACCUUGAGCUCCUACCCCAUCUCCUCGUCCAAAUGGUCAGUGGGAUCGGCCUUUCGAGUCCCAGACACGUUGAGGUUUUCUGCUGACUCUAGUAAUGUUGUCCCCAACCCCUUGGCUGUGCCUCUGCAGCACCCGUUCCCCCAGCCACCCCGGUACCCGCUGAUGCUGAGGAAUACUUUGGCGAGAAACCAGUCGAGCCCCUUUUUGCCCAAUGAUGUCACCCUGUGGAACACGAUGACGCUGCAGCAGCAAUACCAGCUGAGGUCCCAGUAUGUGAGUCCUUUCUCCAGUAACUCUACCAGCGUCUUCAGAAGCUCACCUGUCCUCCCCACCCGUACCACGGAAGACCCUCGGAUCUCUAUCCCCGAGGAUGGGUGUCCCAUUGUGUCAAAGCAGUCCAUUUACACCGAGGAUGACUAUGACGAGAGGUCUGACUCCUCAGACUCUAGAAUCCUCAACACAUCAUCUUAAGGUGGUACCAGCUGGGUGGUGAUCAGGUGACAUUUUCUGUGUAUUUGAACCCUGGGGCACAUGAGGAGAGGCCACAUCUUGUGUAUACCCUUUCCUUCUGUUUGACAAAGUGACUGUGCUUGAUUCUAUACAUUAGCAAUAAAAACAUAACUUAUUUAACUUCUUGCACUUCACUGGAAAAUGCCAAAUAGCUCUGCUCUGUGGCUUUAGUGCUGAAUGUUUAUUGUAAGAGAGAGUCUAAUGCUAAGAAUAGUCUUGGGAAGGCUGGGUCCAUGGGAGAUUUAUUUGGGAUGUAAAGCUGAAGUCAGCCUUGCUCCUAAACUCAACCUGGAAUGUUAAAUAAAAUAGUAUACUUGAAUGCAGUUUUGUAAAAGAGGAUUCCUCAGGAUAUGUGAAACCUAAAGGAAGUGGUUUGGUUGCAAAUGGACUAUAAAACAGGGACAUUAUAUUCUUAUGCUAAAAAGCCUUCUUGCAUUUUAAAGAGAGACUGCACUUAAGAAUAGAGUGAACUGCUCACAUGCUUAUUUAAGCUUGGACAGUUUUCAGAGACAAACUCCAUUAAGAAUUAUUCUUUUCACAUGGCUGAAUCGAAACAUGUGUAAUGUCAGUGUAAAACCAAUCAUGGCUGUGAACUGCAUGAAAUGUAUUGUGAAAUGAACACAAGAUUAAGCUCUGUCAGGUUAAUGUAGCAUGCUAAGGACUCUAGAAAAAAAUAAACUAA